UUAUGGAUAAUCCGGCCCUGCUGUUAACCAGUUUACACAUCGAUGGAGGAGCUAAAGAGAUUUGGCAAUCUAAACACGGAAUAUCCACUUUCCCAAUUAACAAUAUGCAUGGGCUUCUUUUUCGUUUACUUCUUGGAGGAGGUAUCGCAUUGGUUGAUCACGAGACUACCAGCUGAACCAUGUCCUCCGAUAAGAAAAAAAAUCAACAACUUCACGCGUUGUUCAGUAACACCAGUGGACACUGACAAACCAUUCAUCAUUGAAGAUAAGUACGAACAAGACAACAAUCUGUCCCAAAGUGAUUCAGGAAACGACACUGAAUCAGAACGUUGUGGUGACAACGAUGAUACUUCGAAUUUGGAGAGAAGCCUAACUAUAGAUGAGAACCGCGAAAAUAUAGUCCAUGACACACUCAGCUUGAACUCAGAGGUAGAGAAACGAAAUCAAAAGAAUUCUGAUAUGUUUAAAGAAAAUACAAAUGUUGAUCUUGACAAAGAUAUGAAUGAACAACUGCACCGAGAAGAUGAAUUAAUGGAUGGCGAAAUCAAGACACAACAGCAAAUCAUGAGAUGUUUCCUGAUAGUACUCGCUCUAUCUUUCCACGCAAUAUUUGAAGGACUAGCUAUAGGUCUCCAGAACAAUCCUGCUGAUAUUUGGUACCUUUUCGUAGGGGUGUCGAUCCAUUCAGCAACAAUUUUGUUCUGUAUAGGGCUAGAACUUCUACUAGCCAGAUCUACGACCAAGAACAUUUGCUUACUGAUGCUGACCCUAGCGAUCGCGAGCCCUUCCGGAGUGAUUCUGGGACUUUUUGUGACUAUUAAGAGUGAUUUGGAGACCAGAGCGAAAUCUACGGCUGUAGUUCUGCUAGAAGGACUUUCUGCAGGAACUAUUUUAUAUAUUACUUUUUUUGAGGUGCUCAACAGAGAAAAAGAAAGAAGGGUGUAUAGAAUACCGAGAGCUAUUUGUAUAAUUGGAGGGUUUUCUUUGAUGGCUUUUUUACAAUAUCUAGAAGUUUACCAUUGA
Molecule: messenger RNA, 1023 nt
Organism: Phaedon cochleariae (mustard beetle)
Lineage: Eukaryota; Metazoa; Arthropoda; Insecta; Coleoptera; Chrysomelidae
Source: the annotation of a GenBank genome assembly